GCUUCCUAUCAUUCAUUCCCACCCGCCAUGUCCUUUGCCAUCUCCGCGAGGCCAUGCCAACGUCUGCUGUCAUGUAGUCGUCGGAGGUACAGCUCCCUGGCGUCGCCCGUCAAAAUCUCCUCCAUCGCCGCCCCGCACACGGGCGAAAUCACCGUCGUGUCGCUGAACCGGCCCAAGGCGCGCAAUGCCAUCUCUCGCCAGCUGCUCGCCGAGCUGAAGGGCGUCGUGGAUCAGGUGCACAGCGAGGGCGCGAAGGGCUCGACGAGAGCGCUCAUUCUGACCUCGGAGAGCGACGAUGCGUUCUGUGCCGGCGCCGACUUGAAGGAACGCCUCACCUUCACCGAGGAAGACACCCGCCAUUUCCUCUCCACUCUCCGAAACACCUUCUCCCGCCUCUCCACCCUCCCCAUCCCCACCAUCUCCGCCAUCAGCAGCACCGCCUUCGGCGGAGGUCUCGAGCUUGCUCUGUGCACCAACUUCCGCGUCAUGGCUUCGACGGCAAUGGUCGGCCUGCCAGAGACGCGCUUGGCCAUCAUCCCCGGUGCAGGAGGGACCUACCGUCUUCCUGCAAUCAUUGGAGCCAGCAGAGCGCGAGACAUGAUUCUAACCGGAAGACGCAUCUCGGGCGAGGAGGCAUAUUUCAUCGGGCUGGCAGACAGGAUUGUACAGAUCACAGAAGAUGAGAUCAAGAACGGUGCAGGAGUUGCACGUGGGAAGGUCUUUGAACAAGCAGUGGAAAUGGCCACGACAAUCUGCGAAGGUGGACCAGUCGCUAUUCGUGCUGCCAUGCAGGCUGUGAGUGGAUGGGAGAACGGCGAGGCCAGCGAGAAUGCUGCCUAUGAUCUCGUGCUCCCGACGACUGACAGGACAGAGGCAUUGAAAGCAUUUGGGGAGAAGAGAAAGCCGGAGUUCAAGGGAAGGUAGAAACAGUCUGCGCCCGCGGAACCUGUCUUGAGGCUGGCUUUCAAAAGGCCGCGACAAUUGCGGAAUUGAUGUGAUCAUAGACUUGACGAUACAUUACCCCAAUGCCUUGACCGCUAUCCAAACUGGCAUGCAAC
Cercospora beticola is the source of this 1058-nucleotide messenger RNA. RefSeq lists its product as uncharacterized. Gene Ontology annotation, cellular component: mitochondrion. The record is from RefSeq and is a predicted model, not a curated record. NCBI's taxonomy places the organism in Eukaryota, Fungi, Ascomycota, Dothideomycetes, Mycosphaerellales, Mycosphaerellaceae. Gene Ontology annotation, biological process: fatty acid beta-oxidation.